Molecule: messenger RNA, 5065 nt
Organism: Caenorhabditis auriculariae
Lineage: Eukaryota; Metazoa; Nematoda; Chromadorea; Rhabditida; Rhabditidae
Source: the annotation of a GenBank genome assembly
AUGCCACGCCAGAAUGAAGAUAAUGGUCAGUUAUUUCUUUCUCUAAUAACGUAGUGAGGUGUCACAGAUCCUGAAGAACAACCGUUGCCUGCUGGACAAGUUGAAGAUGAACACGAUGCUAUCGAUGAAAUGUUCAACAACGAGGUUGACGAUCCCGAAGAAGAGGACGGAGAGAAUUUGUUCGGAGAUGAUAUGGAAAGGUGAUUUUUUUUAAUUUGUAGUGACUUCUUACUCUUUCUUUGAAUUUGUAGGGAUUAUCGCGAACAACCGGAACUGGAUGUUUAUUCUGAAUCUGGGAUGGACGACGCUUCGGAUAUUGCGGAUAUCUCUAUAGAUGCUCGGCGAGCCGCUGAGCGCGAAAUGGCGCAGCGUGACCAGAUGUUCGACGACGACGCUUUGAUGUAUGAGGAUGGCGACGACGACGUGCGAAGACGUGGAACUGCACGAGGACGUCCAACUGCUGCCGGAGACGCAGAUGAAGCCGCAGUCGAGGAGGAAAUCCCGAUCGACAUCCUCGAGAACAUCCGCGGCCGGAGUAUCAGGGACCAUGUUGCUGAUGAGGCGGUCUCCAAAGAGAUCGAAAGACGCUUCAAAAGUUUUCUGCGGACCUUCAAGGACAGCAACACCCAGCAGGUCAAGUACGUCCAAGCGAUCCGGCAGAUGGCCGCUGACAACAGGGAAUCAUUGGAGGUUUGCAGCUUGUUUUUUUCAGAAUACAGAAAAAUCUUCUUCAGGUCAGCUUUAUUGAUCUCAGUGACGAAAAUGGAGAACAGAACAUAUCUUAUUUUCUUCCAGAAGCUCCAAUUCAGGUAUUUUUUUCCCGAUAAUUUUUGGAUAAAAUCCCCAAGAGCUUUUUGUUUUUCGUAAUAGGAUCUCACCUAUUUUCGACACUCAAAGGGGUAUAUAAGAUAGGAUUGUGAUAAGGUUGAAUUACCCUCUUGGUUAGGCAACCGGAUAACCUUCGGACAUUUUACAGAUGCUGCAAAUCAUGGACCGUGCCGCGACCGACCUGGUCCUGAGUAUGUUUCCCUUCUACUCCCGUGUUUGCACUGAGAUAAAGGUUUUUCGUGGAUUUCGUGUGGUUUUCACCUUUUUUUGAUUGUGUCAGGUGCGGGUUUCGCAUCUGCCUGUAGAGGAAGACAUUCGUAUGCUCCGACAAGUUCAUCUCAACAUGCUAGUUCGGACCGGAGGAGUGGUGACGGUGGCUAGUGGUACGUUCGCUUCUGCCCUCAUCGUUAGAUGAACGAAUCCAGGAAUUCUACCCCAACUGGCAGUCGUCAAGUACGACUGUAUUGCGUGUGGCUAUCUCUUGGGGCCCUUCGUGCAGCACAAUGAACAGGAAGUCAAGCCUUCGAUCUGUCCUUCCUGUCAAGGAAAGGGCCCUUUCGAGCUGAACGUUGAGAAUGUCAGUUCAUUUUCUAAAACUUCAAUUAAAAUUUCUGCGCUUUUCACUUUUAGAGAUAUGAACCAGCGAAAUUCAGACCAUUUAUCAUAACUAUCAACGACUGACUAUGCAAGAGUCUCCGAAUAAAGUCGCAGCCGGGCGGCUCCCUCGUUCGAAGGACGUGAUUCUCCUGGGCGAUCUCUGCGAUUCUUGCAAGCCCGGUGAUGAAAUUGUAAGCAUUUAUAGCCUAUCCAGCUCCAGCUGGUCACGAUUUUCUUUCCGCCGAAAAUACCCUAUACCAAGUUAGAUCAAAAUUGAGCAUAUUCUCUUCAAGACCUUUAUUUUCUGCUGUCUUUUAGCAGUUUUGUAGAGCAAAAGUUUGUAUUUACGGAACCUUUUUUUUCUUCUUAUUUUCUGUUCGUAUUCUUUCUUUUCGAAGACAUUUUUGUAGUACAAACUUCCACUUCCAAGCUCAAUUUUUAAAAAUGACAACUUUCCAAAAUUCAGGAAGUCACCGGUGUUUAUACUAACAACUUUGACGGAUCUAUGAACUACAAGCAGGGAUUCCCUGUUUUCAACACAAUCAUUUAUGCGAAUCACAUCUCUAACAAAGGAAAAUUGGCGUGCGAACAGCUCACAGAUGAAGAUAUCAAGGUAACCAACACAGUUCAGAACAAAAAAUCAUUCCUGUUUCAGGCGAUACGAGAACUUUCGAAAGAUCCCAACGUUGGAGCCCGCAUUUUCGCUUCGAUCGCUCCCUCCAUUUACGGACACGAAGAUGUGAAGAAAGCGAUUGCGUUAGCUUUGUUCCGCGGAGAACCGAAGAAUCCUGGAGAGAAGCACAGACUUCGAGGUCUGAAUCGCCUUGAGAAUCGUCUGACUCCUGAAUGAAACAGGUGACAUCAACGUGCUGCUGUGCGGAGACCCCGGCAAGGCCAAGUCGCAGUUCCUGCGCUACGCUGCCCACAUAGCGCCUCGAGCCGUUCUCACAACCGGCCAAGGCGCUUCUGCCGUCGGUCUCACCGCCUAUGUUCAGCGACACCCGGUCACUAGGGAAUGGACCUUGGAGGCCGGAGCUAUGGUUUCUCAUUUUCGUCGAUUUUAUUUUCAAAAAUCCAAUAAUAACAAUAGAUAGAGUAUUUUUUUCGUGGUUUUGAUAAAAGCGAGAGAAAACGCCGGUUCGCAACCUCAUUUACUGGUUUUUGAUUUUUUUCGAGAAAAACCUCUAGUAUGAGCAAAAAAAUGAUAUGACUGAUUUUUUUAAAAAAAUUGAAUAAAAAUUAUUUUUGCUCCUUAUUACAAGCUUUGGUGAGUUUCGUUGAAUUUUUGUCGAGAUAUAGAUUUUCGAGGGGUUCUACCGUAUUUCUUUGAGCUACCGUAUCUCAAAAACGGCUCGAGUUAUCUUAUGACGCAGAACAAGUCUGCGCCUAAAUAUUUUUUUUCAUGUACACAUAGCAAGUGACUGAAGUGCAUAGCAAUCAUAGAUCAACAUGUUUUAAUCGUGAGAAAGAGGAUAAAAUCCAGAAAGUCUUUUCAAAAUUUUUCCUAUAAAAAUUACUUCACUUUUCACCAAAUCAUUUUUCGCUGUAUAAAGGAAAAUAUUCAGAAAUUUUUUCCAUUUUCACUCCGCAGCUUACAUCAAAAACAUGCAAGUAAGCUAUUUUCAGGAGCAGAAUUUCAAGUGUCUCACAAAAAAUACAGACAGCUCUCAAAAACGGAAAAUUUUGAGGAUCUUCAUUUAAGAUCUAUCUAGCCAAAUAUUUUUUGUUGUUUCGGAAAUUGUCUUCCUAGUAAUAUACCUUAUACUCCGUUUUUCGCAAGUUUAAACUGCUGAAUUUCUCUGCGACUCUCUCAUUUCGACAUGCUCUUUUCAUGUUUCUCUGACCUCGCCGUUGAGGGAACAGAGAGACUUUUUUGGAAAAUUCGAAUCAGAAGAGAUCACCAUGAGAUGGUUUUAGAUGGAACUGGUUUCAGGUUCUGGCUGACAAGGGCGUCUGUCUCAUCGACGAGUUCGACAAGAUGUCUGACCAAGACCGCACCUCGAUUCACGAAGCGAUGGAGCAGCAGUCGAUCUCAAUUUCCAAGGCCGGAAUCGUGACUUCUCUGCACGCCCGCUGCACCGUCAUCGCCGCUUCGAACCCGAUCGGCGGCCGCUAUAACGCUUCGCGAACGUUUGCCGAGAACGUCGAUUUGACUGAACCUAUCUUGUCGCGUUUUGACGUACUUUGCGUCAUUCGCGACACAGUCGACCCGAUCGAAGACGAGCGGUUCGUACAUCUCCCAAAACUAGAUCAACUGAGCGAACGUUGCAGACUUGCUACAUUUGUUGUAGAAAAUCACAUCAAGCAUCAUCCAGAGACCGUGAGGAGCGAAGAGGAAGAAGAAAACAUGGAAGAUGACGACGAGAAGGUAUUUCUGGAUUUCAUCUUUUGUAAAAUGCCUCAAAUAGCCAAGUUUUGAGAACUCGCUAUCUUGAGCAUCAUGCUCAUACCCCUUUUAGGGACUACUUUACCAACAUCUAUAGGGGCCACUAAAGCUUGCAAAAGCGGUCCAUUCAGAGUUUUUUUAGUUAGUGGUCCAUAAAGGGGACAUUCUAGUCGAUAAUUUUUUUAUUAAAUCUAUUUGAAGAAGUAUUUCCAUGCAAAAAAAACUAAAUAAACACGCAAAAAUCGAAAGACCCUUAUAGGGUCCACUUGAGGUUUAGAGGCCAAGGGGUCAAAAUCUAAUAUAGCAAGGGACCACCUUGAUUUCAUCCCUAUAGGGACCACUUUUUCGGCCCCUGUAGGGCUCUUUUUCCUUUCAACCACUAUAGGGACCAUUGUGGAAUUCCGAAGUCAGAAAAAAAUUUGAGAAAAAAAAAAUAAUCCAAAGCAAAACAUAAUUUCCAAGAAAAGGGCUAUUUGAAGAUCGAAGAGAGGAACGGAGUGCGAUUAGUGCCGCAGGAACUUCUGAAGAAAUAUAUUAUCUACGCUCGAGACAAAUGUCACCCGGUCCUGGGAAAUCAGCACACGGAAAAGUUCUCCCAGAUUUUCGCUCAAAUGAGAAGGGAAAGCAUGGUAUUUCUCGGUUUUUAACCAAAAAAUCAUUCACUUUGAUAGGCAACGGGCUCCGUCGCAAUCACUGUUCGACACGUGGAAUCCAUGAUUCGGCUCUCUGAGGCUCACGCAAAACUGCACUUGAGGCCGUGAGUAACCCUUUCCGAUUCGUUUCGAGCACCAUUCUCAGAUAUGUCGGCGACGAAGACGUGAACGCCGCUAUCAGGAUCAUGCUCGACAGCUUCAUCAACACGCAGAAGGCCUCCGUAACGCGGCAAAUGCGAAAGGUUUCGGAGAACUCUUGAAAUCUGUCCAACGUGAUUUUUCAGCACUUCGCGCGUCACCUUUCAUCGAACCAAACUGCAAACGAACUGCUUCUCUUCGUUUUGAAACAGCUCUUCCGUGAACAACUCCACUACAAGUCGCGCAAUCAAAACUCUGGCGAAAUCGCUUCGAUCUCCAUCUCUGAAGCGGAUUUCAACGAAAAGGCUUGUUCUCAAAAUUUCACCAUCAAAUAAAAAUAAUUUUUCAGGCUCAUCAAUUGCGUAUCGAAAAUGUGAAGCCGUUUUAUAAUUCUGAACUGUUCAAGUCGCACCAUUUCAAAUACGAUCCCGCUCAGAAACAAAUCGUCCAAGAAAUUUUCUGA